GGCGUGGAGGUCCUCCAAUGGGUGCAGCCAGAAGCGCGCUGCGCGACCAAUGGGCGACGACAGGCGGGCGCUGGGAGGGGCGUGGCCAGGCCCUCCCUCCCUCCUCCUCCUCUGGCUGCUUGAAGGAUUGGAGCGGCUCGUCGUGCGGCCGGCCGGACAGACCGAGAGCAAGCGGAGGGGCGACUGCUGCGGCGGUGGUUCUUGUUCCUCCUCCUCUUCCUUUUCACCCCUUCCCCUCCCUUCCCGCUGUCUCGCUCGUCGUCAGGUUUCACUUCUAAUUAAAAUGUCUAAUGGUUAUGAAGAUCACAUGGCUGAAGACUGCAGGGAUGAUAUUGGUAGGACAAACUUAAUUGUCAACUACCUUCCUCAGAACAUGACCCAGGAUGAAUUGCGGAGCCUGUUCAGCAGUAUUGGGGAAGUGGAAUCUGCCAAGCUCAUUCGAGAUAAAGUUGCAGGACACAGCUUGGGCUAUGGCUUUGUGAACUAUGUGACGGCGAAAGAUGCUGAAAGAGCGAUAAAUACACUGAACGGCCUGAGACUUCAGUCCAAAACUAUCAAGGUGUCGUAUGCCCGCCCAAGCUCUGAGGUUAUCAAAGACGCAAACUUGUACAUUAGUGGGCUGCCGAGGACAAUGACACAGAAAGAUGUAGAAGACAUGUUUUCACGGUUUGGACGCAUAAUCAACUCACGUGUGCUGGUUGAUCAAACUACAGGUCUGUCCAGAGGGGUGGCGUUUAUCCGGUUUGACAAACGGUCAGAAGCCGAAGAGGCAAUUUCGAACUACAACGGUCACAAGCCCCCGGGCUCCUCUGAGCCCAUCACAGUGAAGUUUGCGGCCAACCCCAACCAGAACAAAAAUGUGGCACUGCUUUCACAGCUGUACCACUCACCCGCAAGACGGUUUGGGGGGCCCGUCCAUCACCAGGCACAAAGAUUCAGGUUCUCUCCUAUGGGUGUAGAUCACAUGAGUGGGCUUUCUGGUGUAAAUGUCCCAGGAAACUCCUCUUCGGGCUGGUGUAUCUUCAUCUACAACCUUGGCCAAGAUGCCGAUGAGGGAAUCCUCUGGCAGAUGUUUGGCCCCUUUGGUGCGGUGACUAAUGUGAAAGUCAUCCGCGACUUCAACACCAACAAGUGUAAAGGCUUUGGCUUUGUGACAAUGACAAACUAUGAAGAAGCCGCCAUGGCCAUAGCCAGUCUUAACGGCUACCGGCUCGGGGACAAAAUCUUGCAGGUUUCCUUCAAAACCAACAAAUCCCACAAAUAAGUUCGCUCGUGGCUUUUUUUGUAUGGAAUAGAUAACUGAGUGACGGAAAAGUUUGAAACCUUUUUUGUUUUGUUAGUAUAUAACUUUUUUUGCGCCAAUUUUCACAAAAUUGUUUGUCUUUAGUCUAAAUGAGAAGUGGAAAAGGGGGUUUUAUAUUCUGGGAUGCCACCAACAUGUUCAAAUGUUUGGGUGUUUUUUUUUAAGUCCUACAAUGUUUUAUUCAAUUUAAUUUCCUUUCAAGUGGUUUCAUUAAUGAACUUUCCUUGAGCCCCAAAAUCCAAAUUUGCAGUACCAAGUAGACUUGGGGAUGGUAGUGAAAUAGUCAGAAAAUGGCUGUUGAUUUCACUGAAUGGGAGGCUGUCAAGACUGAAUCUUGACAAACCUCAGUAUAAAUGUUGCCCUCAGUAGACUCAGACAUAGCUUUGAAUUGGAAUUUUUAGUUGGCAGCCAAUCCUGCUUCAUCAAGUAACUCAUUAGUUACGAUUAAUUUAUAGAAGAAAUGCUUAUGUUGAAAGAAAGAAUGGCAACAUUUUGUAAUACUGUUGAUCAAGUGAGUUGAUCAUUGGGCAAAAAUGUAAAACUGGAAAACAUUUUUUUCUUUUUCUUUAAUUCCUUAAAAGCCUAGUUUCCAGUUAGAAUGGACCAAAGAGUUUCAGAGAAACUCUGUCAAGAUUUCAGAGUAAAAAUGAAACUCCAAACCCAGUGUGAACACAUUGCCACCUCCUUAAGAGUUCUCUUCUCCAUACAGCACAUCCUGGUGCAUCACUUUCUGAUAAAAGAAAUGUGGCAAAAUUAACUUUCUUUCUAAUACAAUUUUUAGAUUGAAUUCUUUAGGUUUCUUUUAUAAAGUUGUUAUGAACAUUUGAGCAUCGUGAUUUUUUGCAUCCCUUCUAAUAAGUGCUAGAUUUUUUCCCCUAUUUUAAUAGGGGUUUUAUUCUGACAACUAGCUUUAUGUAUUGAACACUCAGCAGAAAAGUACAUUAAAACUUGCAAGUUAGAGAUUUAACACAGAAAAAACUGAUUUUGUAGACUUUAAGAUUUUAAUUAAUCCCCAAAGUUUUCUGCAGACUGCCUUGAAACUUUGAGUUGUUUUCUGUUAAUUUUCUUUUGCUUUUUUGUGUUUUGUUUUUACUUUUGCAUUUAAGACCAAUUAAAUUUGAUUUGGUUUUGCUCAACUUUUGUUUUGGUUUGUUGUUUUAAUUUUCCCCCCACACACACUCCAUAUUGCACAGCGUCCCAGUGUUAAAGAUGCAAGCAUUCUUUUUCCAAUCGAAAUCACUCGGUAUAAAAGUAACUUGAUGAUCAACUGACAUGGAGGAGGUUAGACUUACCUUUUGUGAGGUAUUUGCAGCCAAUAUGAUGUAGCAAAGGUGAGGAUUCCUGGCAGGCAACUGUGGCAAGUUGCUCCUUCACUGGUUCAGAUGGGCUUUACACUUGAAACAGGCUCAGUGAUGUAGGCAGGUAGGUCCAUAGCAUGCAAACGGAACAGCAUUUUUAAAUUUUUUUGGGGGGGGGGUGUCAAGGGAAACCUGUUUGAAUCCCGAACAACUGUAUACAUCAUGUUCUAGAAGCUGCUCUGUGCAAGCUGGUUGAGGGGCUCAGACACCCCGAGGCGGGCAUUUACUUCCUGGAAUCACCCACGCCACACAUUCUGCUUCUUCCCUUUCUUCAUUCUGUGGAGCUCAGCAGCUUUGGUUCAGCUGACCAGUGGCUGCUUGGCAUCUCUCUGCUACAUGGGGAGCCUGCUCAAGCACACCCCUGCUGCUCCAUUGCCUGCCCUCUUGAGAAUCGUGUGGGCAGUCCCACCCCACUUCCAUGCUUGUCAGUCUGCCCCACUAGGUGCUGGAAAACAUUCUUCCAGCCUUGCCCUGCAAGCAUCUAACACCAUGAAGAUUCCAGACUUUUCCUGCUUUGGUCUUUUUGAUAUAGAAGCUGCUUUUGGCUGUUCAGGGGGAAUCAUGUUCUUCAUUCCUGCCUUUACGGUGUGUGUGAGUCAGUAUCGCUUGGCACUCCUACACCUGACAUCCCUACUUUUUGAGCUUCUAUCUUCUCAAAAGGUGGAACCUCUAUUUCAGCAGAAUUUAUCCUUCAUUACACAAAGGUCAGUGUUUAGGUAUAAUAUCCUGUGUGUGUUCAGCAGACAGCAAUGAAUCCUACUCCAAUAUUGACUUGGUUUCAUCCUGUUCUGAGAGUGUCAUCCCAUUAAAUUAAACAAUAGCUGACUUGGUUAUUUUAUCCCUCAGCUGUGCAUAGUUUCUUGGGUUCAGAUUAGAUGCACGUUGCAAAUAGAUGUCCUACUCUGAUAAUUUUUUAAAAAUUAUUUUAAAUACUGCAUUUAUGAACUAAAGAAAUUUCUUGGACAAAUGUUCUCCCAAACCACCCCUUACCUCUGGUUCCCAACUUCACAAACUUCCUUUCUAGGCUUCUGCUGCAUAACAGUUUUGCCCUGGCAGCAAGCAGUGUGAUCUCCAACAGCACUGGCUCAGUUCUGCACCUUGAGCAGUUCUCUCCUUUCCAUUGAGAAACCAAGGCAUGCUACUUCACCAUUCCCAGAGGCGGUUAACCAUGAGUGUUCGUGUUCCAAAGAGCAACUCAAGCAGGAUUUGGCUUAGAAUCUUCCGUUCGUUUCUUUGGUACCGAUUGGCAUUUGCCAAGCCCAGGUAUUGGGUUCUCUUCAGCACAGUCACUGGGAAUCACACGAGUAAUGGGAAAUGGGUCACAGCCCAGUGAGCAGUUCUGCACAAUCCCAAGCAUCUCACUGGAUCAUGCCCUUUGACUCCUUGAACAGUCCCUUUACUGGGCCUCUGCAAUAUACUGAUGGGGGUCAAUGCCUCUUAAAUCUCCUUUCUGAACACAGAAAGAUUUGCCUACCAAAUGAUCUGUAGUCUGUAUUUCUGUGGCCUUCAUCUUAGUUACCAGUUUUGGCCAUCCCAAAUGGCUGGGACCAUAUCAUUGGUUCCAGACUUCCUCCCACCUUUGACCUCAUAGAUCCCAGCCCCUUCCCAUCAUUUUCUGCAAAGGGAAGCAGGAAGAGACUGCUGGCAAGAGACUACUGCUAGUCGGUAGCUCAGAUCUGGGUCUCAUGUGCUGUGUAUCCCUAACUUCGUUUUGUUUCACUUUGCCUAUCCCUGUGCCAACAGUUAGGCCCUCUUGCUAAGCAUCUAUCCUGAAUCCUGUCAUCUGUGUUUUUUUCCCCUUUUUCUUACACUAGCCUCACAGCUCUUCAGCUAUGCUACAUACAUCCUGACAGGAUUCUAGCAGUUCUUGACAGCUCUGUUCAACUUUCAGACACUUUCUUGAGCUUGUUAAAUUCAGGUAGACUUCUAAAAAGUUGCAUUCUGGUGUGAAGCGGCGUUGGACUCCCUGUCAGAGUGUGCUGUGGACAAAAGUCCACUAAAAAGAGUUAAAGAUCCUAAUUAAGCCUCAUAAAAUGUGAUCACUUCUUAGGUUCAACAAUUUUUGUUGUAUUCCUAUUGGAUUGCUUCUUAACAAGAAAAAAUAUCACAUUUUUACCAUGGCAGGGGAUGAAGUAACUGGGGGAAAUGUACCUAAAGAUUAGAUUUUUGUCUUCCUGACAAUGGCUCUCUUUUUUUGUUGCUGUUCAUUCUCCCAGCAGAGGAUGGGAUUCCCUCUUGGGCAGAUAGCUGUCAUAAGGCAGCUGCAACUCCUUAACCUCCCACGGCUGUUUUUACAUUGACCUCUCAUACAGUGCAUUCAAAGUUCUGCUGGUUGGAUACAUCUGUGUAUAACAAUUAAUGGAUGCUCUCUUGGCAUGAGUUGGCAGCAGUGGAAGAAACGCAUCAGCCCACUCUAGAUCUCAUUCUGUGCCCAUCCCUUCUGCAGAACAGCUUCUGUUGCCUCUUGGGAAAUCACAUGAUUAUUUUUAUUCAUUAAAAUGCUGUAAGAAAGUUGGAUUACUUGGAGCUGGGCCAGAGGCACUGCCCCAUCUGCCUCCCCUGACCUCACAGCUUUCUCUCUGUAGCAUACUUAGUAGGAUAGGAAGCAUAAGAAGCCUCUGUGUUCUAGGGAAUGGCCAGUCUACGCUACAGUAGUCACUGCCUCUUCCCUUCCCCAGCUGAUGUCACUCUUUUUUCACUGCUUCAUGAAAGAAUGUGAAGAGACUGGCAAGUAAAAUCAAUUCACAUUGCUGAAAUAGACACCAUGUUCUGCACAGUGAGCGGACAGUGCAUGGUAGUGUUUUUCUCUCUGUGUUUUUUAACUUUUGUUUUUUAAACAUAGUUGACCAAAAUGUCUUUGAUUCCUUUGCUCUUUCAAGGAUUGCAAACUGUAUUCUAUCCUUUUUAACGGGGAGUAUGAAGGCUGUUUGUUUUUUGGUAAUUAGAUUUGCACAUCACUUCAGUACAUUUGGGGGAUGCAACUGUUAAUCAUGUGCAAAUUAAAAGCGGCAAAGUCCUACUUCUUGAGCAAAGGGAAAGCUGGCCUGUCCUUGUUGUUAAACUUCAAAAGUGAGUGUUCCCCUUAGUUACAUUUCCCACCAUUGAGCUUGCAAGGUGAGGGCUGGUCACACAGUUGAAGCCUUUGUGGGACAGGCUAAGCGUUGCACUGUUUUUAGAACCGUCAUCUCCAUACCUGGGUGAAGAUCUCCCUCAAUAUAUUUCAUUCUGAAUCUUUUUUUUUAAAUUGCAGAUUUAAGCCCUUUGAGAAGCUGGCUAAAAGUGUGUCUUUAUUUUAUUGAAAUGUUUUAUGAUGUGUAUAAACUGUAGAUGGCCUCCAGGCAACAAUUUCCAUGCUUCCCCUAUAAUGUCACGGAGUUCCCUUUUCUAUAAUGCACAUCAGUUCCCAUCAGGGAGCCCUGUUCUUACUACUACUACAAAUACACCAUAUUACACAAUUCCAAAUUUGCUCCAUGGGAAAACUGGAUUAUUUAGUCUAUACUAGAUAAACUGUACCAUCUGUCGCUUAUGACCUCACAGCUUCAUCCUGGUAGCAUACUGAAGUCUACAAGGCCUACAGAGCAUGCUGGGUAGGAUAGGCAUGUCAAGCUCUUCUAUAACGCAACAUGUUUUGAUUAGAAGGGCAGACUUUUACACAUAUAGACCCCCCCCCCCAAAAAAAAUGCCAGGAAUGGAUUUAUCCCCGGCAGUACCUGUUAAUCCUUCACAGAGCAAGAGUUCUUUGGGAUCCCACGAAAGAAGCAGGAGUUCCUUCUAACUUUUUUUUUUUCUUUUUUCCAAUGGCUGCUGUUCCCAAACCCAUUCCAUUGGAUUAUAGGAUACAAGUACAGUGGUCCCUCGACUUACAAACUACUCGACAUAAGUAUUUUUCGAGUUACAAACGGCAGUUUUAGAUCCGGUUUUAGAUGCGGUUUCCUCGACUUACAAAUUUUUAGAUGGGGUUUCCUCGACUUACAAAUUUUACAUGCGGUUUCCUUGACUUGCCUGCCUGUUUACUGCCUGUUUAUUCUUGAAAAGAAAUGUUCCUGUGCAGUUUGCAAGCCUUACUGGGGGUCUGGGUCUUUUUUCUAGGCUCCGGAACGCAUUAAUCCGUUCCCAAUGCAUUCCUAUGGGAAACCGCUUUUCGACUUACGAAUUUUUCGACUUACAAAUGUGCAUUCGGAACGGAUUAAUUUCGUAAGUAGAGGGACCACUGUACAUAAACUGGUGAAGACUGUAGCAUACUUUGGAAAUUCUCACAGCUCUGAGACGUAUGGGUCAGCAUUUAAUAAGCUCAGUUCUUAGCAUAUGUAGAAGCUUGCUGUGGAAUCUUCUUUUUUCCGCCAUGGAUUUUCAUCUUUUUUUAAAAAGAUACUUGGUGUAAUGUAGAGUGUUAAAAAUUCAGUGGCGAUUGCAGUUUAUGAUAAACAUGCCUUUCUAUUUUAGUUUAAAAUCAGGUACAUGAAACUUUCUGCUGCUCUUUAAAAAAAAAAAAACAUGUAGUGAAAUAAUACUUUUUCAGGAGAAGGAAGCUGUAUAUUUCUCCCAGUGCAUGAUUUUUUUACAAAAAAUCCACACAAUUUAUGUGACACCCAAACUGUGAACCCACAUCACCCAGUGGCUGGCGUGUCUUCAACCCAUGGUCUUCGUAGUGGGCCUGGCUGCCCUUCCUUGUUUUCAUCCCACUGACAGCAUCCACAAACAGGAUUUGUUUUCUGUAGAGUGGAAUUCCUACAUUUUGUUGAUUAUGCUACUUAAAACAGAAACGGACAGACCCAAUAAUAGUGUAACUACUACCCAGAAUCUUUAAUCAUUGCUUAUCUGUGUUCACAUUUUUUUUUCCUUUUUGAAGAAAGGUUAUUCUCAUCAUGGUUUUUCCCCUGUUUUUAAUAUUUCAUGAAGUAAGCAACUUUUUUCACAAGAUCAUUUAAGAAGAAAUGGAGGAAAGGUGUUUUUUUGAAGCUUGGUGUUGAGAUGAGCCUUAUUUGACACGUAACUUGGAGUAGCACUUGUACUUCUGGGCGGGUGCCAUCUGCAACCAUUAACAUUCACAGGCAAGUUUUGCCGUUUAUUUUGGUGGGCUGUAAGUGGCACCCCUCUAGCCUCAGUCAGCUUCCCUUUUAACUUGUGUAACUUUUUUCUUUUUUAUAAAGCCGUCUGUCUGUGCAACAGAAGGCUUUUAUCGGUUUUCCCAUACUGUACAGUAUAUAUGCGUAAACAUUUUUGUAUAUUUAGCAUGUUUUUAAGUUAUUGAUUUUGUUUUAUAUCGAAAUAAUUUAUUUUUCAGGUACCUCUUUUUUCAUUUUGACUUUGUUUUUACAUGGGUUUACUUUAAAUAAAGUAUGACACCUGCUGUCGAGCUGUCUAAACUGCA
This is a messenger RNA of Hemicordylus capensis (graceful crag lizard), 8032 nucleotides long. It is a transcript of the gene ELAVL1, whose product is annotated as ELAV like RNA binding protein 1. Lineage: Eukaryota; Metazoa; Chordata; Lepidosauria; Squamata; Cordylidae. Gene Ontology annotation, molecular function: RNA binding. The transcript is spliced from 6 exons. Gene Ontology annotation, cellular component: ribonucleoprotein complex. The coding region runs from base 50 to 1264 and encodes 404 amino acids. The record is from RefSeq and is a predicted model, not a curated record.